This is a messenger RNA of Drosophila ananassae, 654 nucleotides long. Its product is annotated as trypsin beta. NCBI's taxonomy places the organism in Eukaryota, Metazoa, Arthropoda, Insecta, Diptera, Drosophilidae. Gene Ontology annotation, biological process: proteolysis. The record is from RefSeq and is a predicted model, not a curated record. The transcript has a single exon. Gene Ontology annotation, molecular function: serine-type endopeptidase activity. Bases 1 to 654 code for a protein of 217 amino acids.
AUGUGGAGCUUCAUAGCCUCGGUUCGGAUCAACGGCUAUCACGAGUGCGGGGGAACCGUCAUCGAGAGUCGUAUUAUCCUCACGGCCGCCCAAUGUGUUGCAGGAAUUGCGGCGGACAACGUCUCCAUUCAGGUGGGAACCGACGAUCGGACCAAAGGAAAGGGCCGAGUCGUCCCAGUGACUUCGAUUAUAGUCCACGAUAAGUUUUUAAAAAAUAGUGCUCCCAAUGACAUUGCUCUGUUGUGGCUGAAAUGGACGGCCCUGGCGGGUAUAGUGAGGAAGCUACCGAUUGUCGAGGAGGAGCCGGCGGAUCAGAAUUUCUGCAGCAAUGCCGGGUGGGGCGAGCAGAGUCUACAGAUUCUGGGAAUGCCGAGGCUUCUGCUCCAUGGAAUGGCCAAGGUCAGGAAUCGCAGCUACUGCGACGAGGAGCUGGUUGAACAGGUUGGUGAGGAGCUGCUCUGCACCUUCUACAAUCAGUACGACAUCUGUCCGGGGGACUAUGGUGGACCUCUAAUCUACGGUGGGUUUGUUGUGGGAAUCGCUGUCGAAGGACAUGGGUGUGGGUGGUCCAAACUGCCCUCCCUCUACACGAAUGUCUACAAAUUUCGCGAUUGGAUAGAAACAAACUCAAAGAAGCUCAUAGAAAAUAAAUAA